AUGGCCGACGGCGCCGCCGACACGGAGGCGGCGCUGCAGCUCGACCCGACGAGCCGCACGUUUGACCCAAAGGCGUACAUCCGCCACGCCCACGCCCACGCGAGGCACGUCGACAUUGAAAAGACGCUCCUGCAAACCGUCGGCCGCGAGGCGGAGGUCGCGGAGGAGGCGAUGAAGGCGCUGGUCCGCGACAACAUGGGGGCCUUCAUCGGCUGCAAGGAGGCGAUGGACGUGAUGUACGCCAACGACACCUCACUCUUCACUGGGGAGGCGGUGGACCCCAUCGCGGAGGCCUUCCAGACGAUGCUGGAGGAGGGGGAGGCGCUCAUGGCGCCCACCGUGGAGCUCUUCGAGGAGCUGCGCAGCUGCCGGCUCACUAGGGAAAUGCUGGAGAAGCUCAUGGUGGUCUGGAGUGUGCCCGGCGCCAUCUACGAGUUCUGCGGCGUGCGUGUGCCGCAGCGUCACGGCAACCGCGACCGGCGCGCGAAGGCGGAGUCGGAGGCCGCGAGGAACCCCGACGGCAGCGGCGGCAGCGGCGGCCCACACGCAGCGGAGGAGAUGAGUGGCGUGUUGCCGCGGGGUGUGCGGGGGGCCCUGGAGGAGGCCACCGACAGCGCCGACACGGGCGGCGACUACGUCCUGAGGCCCGGCGAGGAGCUGCUGCAUUGGCACGGCACCCCCCUCGCACGUCGGCAGUCCGGCCAUCAACAGCCCCGCGGCGAGGGCGCGGCGGGGGGGCGCAGCAACUACGAGGCCGCCGUGCUGAGCCUGCGCCGCGCCAUGCUGUACCUGGAGGAGAACUACGACCUGGAGCACGCGACGGUGCUCGGCGUCGAGGCCGGCGACGACGCCGAGCCGGAAACGGAGGCGGCCCGCAGUUCACUGACGACGCCGAAAAAGCCGCAGCCGCAGCAGCACGGCGGCCUGACGCUGACGUAUCGGUACGCCUUGUCCCUCCUCCGUGCCGCCCUGUUCCUUUGCGAGACGAUGGCGCAGGAGCUGCGGCGCGCCAGUGCGGCUGACACAGUCCUCAUUGAGGACACCCUCUCGUCUAUGAUGGACGGCGCCAUUGCGGCGGUGAAGCUCCGCCACUUCUGCUGGACCGCGCACAAAAAACUGCAGCCCGACACCCCCCACACCGACGCCUUGUCGGAGCUGCGGCAAGAACUGCAGGAGGAUGGCAGCAACAACAACAACGCCCAUGAAGAGGACGAGGACGACGCUUUCGAGUCGCCCAUCUUGACGCCGCUGCUUGACUCAUUCGCCGGAACCGAGACGAACUCCAGCGUUGCCACAGCAAAGCCGCUGCCCUCGAGUGCCUCGAGCGAGCUCGGCAGCCAGCUGCAGGGCAAGGAACCACAGCAGCAGCCAUCCGGCCCCGCGAGGCCGUUGGAGCACCCGGUGGAGUACUACGUCCGCAUCACCCGGAACCAGCAUGUACGCAUGAUGGAAAACACCGCCUUUAACAUUAGCCGCGAGGCAAGCGAGUGGCAGAUGAAGUUCAUGCCAGGCGAGACACUGACGGAAAAUGCCUCGGUGCGCGACAUCGGCAAUGCAUCACGGCUCGCGUGGUUGGGCUCCCUUGCGGCGACCGGGGGACUGCUUGACAACGCCGAUGACUCUUUUGUGCUUUGCAACACGACUGGGUUUCAGCCACUGGAGUCUAUUGCGCUGGCUGUGGGCACCACAAGUGAUCGCAUCAAAGUCGGUGGCUUCGGCGUCGACGUGGCAGAGUCCAAUGAGCAGCAGCAUGCGGAGGCGAUUCUCGAGGCGUUUCGCACCCCCGAGGCUGACUUCUCGCGCUUCACGACGUUCAGCAUCGGCGAGGUGGAGAUGAGUGGGGUGCUGGAGUGCUCCGCCAGGCAGCUUGUGAUGUGCAGCGCGAGGCUGCUGCGGCAGCUCACGAGUCGCGCGGAUGCCACGAUAGACGUCUCCGCCUCCGCUGCCGCCACCGACACCUUCUCUGGCCGCCUCCUUGCGGCCUGCGUGGAUCACCUGGAGCUUGUGUUGGUCUCCUACUGGGGCGGUAUCGCGGCCGCCGUGCACGCCGGCAUGUUUGACUUCUCGCUGGACCCCAACAGCGCGUUGUACCGCAUGAUGCAUGGACCGGCGGUGUUAGGCGCCUCUGACGAGGAUGACGCUGACGGGGGUGGAGGCGGCGGGGGGGAGGCGGCAGCUGCGGUGCGGCAAGCCGGCGUCGCAGUGAACAGAGGCAAACACACGGACGAGCUGCCGCGCCUGGCGUACAUUCCGGUCGUGCGGGAGGGAUCUCCGACGCUGCGGCAGCUGUCGGUGGAGCUGGUGCGACGGGGCGUGAAGGCCGCCGGGGAAAUUUUAUACGCCCUCUUCCUCAGCAGCAUCAACCGCACCCUGCUGCGGAGCUUCGUGCGCACCAUGGCGGCGUAUCGCGUCUCCGACGUCGCGCACAAGAGCCGGGACGAGGAGGAGGAGCAGGUGGAGCUUCACGCCGCGGUGCUCGUGGAGGUCAUUCUCGCGCAGUGGGAUAAGGCCAUGACGCACGUGAGCGACUCCGUGCGGCGCAUGAAAAUUGUGAUUGGGGAGAGUUGCACCUCCGCCUCUGUGGUGAGUGAGGCGCAGGCGCAGGAGGUGGGGGAGUUGCUGGAGGACCUGGAGCAGCUGCGCUCCAGCCUCUUUCGCUGCUACGCGCACGGCGUCGGCAUGCUGGCCAAGGCCUACGUGGCGCUGCUCCCCUCGCUGCGGCCGACGACGCCGGCGAUGAAUGUCAAUAAAACCGUCGCCGCCCGCGUGAGCCGCGAGUUCGUCUCCUCAGUGCUGGUGAACAAGUUGCUGAACCUGCUCUCCGUCGUGGUAGACCGCACCGCCCCCUUCCUGCAGCGCUUUGAUGAAGUGUACGACGGCAUUGACCUCUUCGCCGCCAAGGCGGAACGCGAGAGGCCGGAGGACGCCAACCAGCGACAGCGGCAGCAGGGCCAGCACGCGCGUGUGCUGCGGCGGAGCCCGAAGGAAGACCUGGAGUCGUCCACGCAGCUGGACACCGUCACCGCCUUCAUGGCGCAGCGCAACAGCAAAAUGGUGCUUGAGCACGUGGAGGAGCAGGAGGAGAUGCUGCUGGCGCUGGUGACGAACAUCAUGCUGGCCUUCGUUGACGCCCUGCACCAGGGCUGCCAGCGGGCGUCACUUAGCGUGAGCACCGCCCUCGAGACACGGGAGGUGGUGCACAUCGAUGGCCUUGCGGAUGUAUUGUGCCUUCCGACGGCGGUCGUGCCCAUUGUGCUUGGGGAGCUUGUGUCGCCGUGCAUCUUGCAGGUGGUGGCCGCGCUCCGGCCGGAGGCGAAGACGACGCAAGAGGUAGAAGCGCUGGUAGGCCGCAAGGAGGAGCACUUCCGGGUCGACCACAUCUCACAGCUGGAGGACCAGUGCCAGCUGGCGGUGGAUGCCAUGCUCAGCAUGCUGCUUGUCACACCGCAGCAGCGCAUCACGCGGGAGGUGCGGUCCCCGGGCUUCAUGAUGCCUAUGAUGGACUGGCAGCGUGUGUCUGCCCACACCGCCGGUGCCGUGCGGCCCUACGUCGCCGACAGCCUUCUCCUCAUUGUGCGGGCCCACGAGGAGCUGGAGUACCUGCGGCAGCCGCUGCUCGCCGCGGCGGUGACGCAGCGGCUUGUGGCACACUUUGCCCUGACCUUCGUGACGGCGCUGAGCAGCGAUGGGAACGCCUUUGAGGUGUCACUCGACUGCAGCGUCAACUUUCUCACUCACGGCUUGCUGCUGAUCGAGGCGGAGGCGCGCACCAUCCUCGGCGUCGCCGACACGCUCGCGGAGAGCGUUGCAAGUAAGUCCGGCGUGGACGCCGUGAUACCAGAGCUCAACGUGGCGCGUGAGUUGCUGCGCGGCACCGUGGCGGCGCUGCAGCGUCAAGGCACCGCCGUCUGCGAGGCCCUCGCGUCGCGCCAGGCGCAACUUCCUUCCGGCGGCGGUGUGGGCGGGGCGGGCGAUUCCAUGACGCCGCGGCAGCGCGAGGCACGCUGCGGGGCGAUGCUGCACGGCGCCAUGCGACGCCUGCGGUCCGUUGUGCAGGCCAUCGUGACGCACGUCGACGACGCCACCGUCACGGCGGCGUUCAAGCCCCUUGUCGGCAGCGUCACCGGGAGCGUGGCGGAGCGGCUGGCGAGGCGCAGGGAAAGCUACCGCGUGGCGCACACCGCGCGGUCGCAGGCGGAGAAGCGGCGCGUGAAGCUGGUGGUGAGGCCAGAGAGCGAAGCGGCACCGGCACCGGCGGCAGCAGCAGAUGCAGCGGGUGAGGCGGCAAGCGGGGGGGCCGCGGCGGAGGUCCCGACACGCCCCCGGCGGGCCAUGCGAAAGCAGCGGCGGCAGGUGACGAUAAAAGAGGAGGUGGAGAGCGACGCCACGCCGACGCCGCGGGCGGUGGAGCACGCGUCGGUUCUGCAGCGCGCGGCGGAGCAGGAGGUGAGGCGCGUCAGAACCUCGACGGAGCUGGGGGGCAGUACGAGCGUGGCGGAGCGCAGCGUGGCGGAUGUUCGCCAGCCGCGCGGUGGCGCAGUUAAGCCGGGGCCGCCGCUGCGAGGCCGACUGGCCGCCCGGGGUGAAAAGGCGGCCGAACCCUCCACCGCCCCUGCACCAGCGGCACCAGCGGCGGUGGGUCGCGGCGGGAGAGGCGCCCACGGGCAUCGCUUUAAGCGGCCUCUCGCGCUCUGA
This is a messenger RNA of Trypanosoma conorhini, 4695 nucleotides long. RefSeq lists its product as uncharacterized. Gene Ontology annotation, cellular component: exocyst. Gene Ontology annotation, biological process: Golgi to plasma membrane transport; exocytosis. NCBI's taxonomy places the organism in Eukaryota, Euglenozoa, Kinetoplastea, Trypanosomatida, Trypanosomatidae. The transcript has a single exon. The record is from RefSeq and is a predicted model, not a curated record. Bases 1 to 4695 code for a protein of 1564 amino acids.